Molecule: messenger RNA, 1464 nt
Organism: Rhizoctonia solani
Lineage: Eukaryota; Fungi; Basidiomycota; Agaricomycetes; Cantharellales; Ceratobasidiaceae
Exons: 5
Coding region: 1-1464 (487 amino acids)
Source: RefSeq, a predicted model, not a curated record
AUGUCUCAAUGCCCAACUGCCAGCGCCACUCCCUCCACAGUCUUGGAUUCACAGCCUUCAGGGCUGUUGGAUGCCACCCCCUAUGUUUCCCAGAUUGCAUCUACUGUGUGGCAGAGUCAAGAGCUGCCUCUGUCACAGCUCACUCCCAGGACUCUCAAAAGAAGGUUGGAUCUGGACUCCCAAGAAGAAGGAAUAUCCUGCGUGCUUCCCCCCUUGUCCAGGCGUUGGUUAGCAGUGCCCAGCAACAGGGAAGACUUAGAAAAUGGAGGAAGCUCCAUUGUCCCAUCCAUGGCUCCAUUGGAGUCAAGGGGAUCUAUUGUUCCUGCAGCCCCUGAAGGGCAGGAGGACAUUGGGGUUCUUCCCCAAGAAGGAAGGCGCUUCCGUCGUAAGGGGAAGUGUUAUCUUCUCACUUAUGCUCGUUAUGUCAAGAGUGAGGAGACAAGGGAAACCUCUUGCCAUGAGGUUAUAAAAGAUCUUGUAGAUCAUCUUCUUACUCUGAGGAGUGGGGAAAAUUCCCUUUUGGAGUAUGCCAUGGGAGUCACUGAGUCCCAUGACCUGAGGGAAGGUGAAUGGCAGCCUGAUUGGCAUUGCCAUGUUAUUGUUUGGGCCAGGACCCUCAUCUCAUCAGAGGCCCUGAACCUAUGGAAGCAUAAGGGAGUGCGCCCUCAUGAGCGUCUUCUUGUACUUAGGGAUGAUAAGGGAAGGUUUGCCCCUUUAUCAGCCUAUGAGUAUCUCAAGAAGGAGGCAGAUGCCUGGGAGGCAAGAUAUGGGACCCUUACAGAGGAGUUCCUAUUGGGUCAAUGCCCUGCAGGGUUGAAGGCCAAGACCAAUCGCAAUGAGGACUUUGCCUAUGCAAUGGAGGCAGAGGAUGCAGAGGGUUUCUUUGGUCGCUUAAAGGAGCGCCAACCUUGUGAUAUGGCCAUGGGGUAUAACAACCUCAAGGCCUUUACUGGUUACUUCUACAGGGAUAAGGGCGCCCUUCCUCAGGGUGUAUGUGAGCCCAAGGCCCUUAAGAAGGCUACAGUCAAUUUGCCACCUGGUGUUCAGGAGUGGGUUACCUCCAAUAUACUGGAGCGUGACCCUGAAUCUGAUUGUGGUAAGAUCCUUGUUCUGUGGGGUCCCUCAGAGACAGGGAAGUCAGCCCUUGCUUGUUCUUGGGGCCACCACAUUAGGUUCAGGCAGAACCUUAACUCUGAUGAGUUUAGUGACCAUCCUAUGGUUCAGUAUGCAGUGCUGGAUGAUAUGGAUUGGUCCAAGGUUCCUUUGAAGAUGUGGGUGCAGGAAGAUUUCAAUUUCCGCACUAGUUACAGAUCAGAGCGCCAUUGCCAAUGGGGGCGCUCUACUGUUAUUUGUUCCAAUUCUAAGCCUUCUGUAUUUGCUGAUUGUAGUUAUGCUACAGUUGAUGGCAAGAAUUGGAUAGACACCAAUUGCACCUUUGUGUAUAUUGGUGAUAAGUUGUAUUAG